Messenger RNA from Penicillium macrosclerotiorum, 2004 nucleotides. RefSeq lists its product as uncharacterized. The record is from RefSeq and is a predicted model, not a curated record. The coding region runs from base 1 to 2004 and encodes 667 amino acids. Gene Ontology annotation, biological process: protein polyubiquitination. NCBI's taxonomy places the organism in Eukaryota, Fungi, Ascomycota, Eurotiomycetes, Eurotiales, Aspergillaceae. The transcript has 2 exons. Gene Ontology annotation, molecular function: protein binding.
AUGGACAGGCUGCCGGUAGAGAUCCUGACCAAAAUCAUCGACCUUCUCACGCCCCGUGAGAAGGUGCAGCUACAAUCGGUCUCCAAGAAGUUCUUCGACCUCGCUCGUGACAAUAACCUCUGGAAGCUGCACUGCUAUGAGCAGUCAUGGGCUGCGCGGCAACCCGCCCGUCCGGCUGGCCGGAGGUCGGAGAGCCUUCUCACGAACCCAACCGCAUCAUUGAGUACAUUGGGACAGAGUUCGCUGCGUGACCUCAUUCAGCCGCCAGCUCUACCGCCCACGGAUGGUGUUCGUGAUGAGGAACGAGGGCUAUCGUGGAGCGAGAGGGCAAGGGCGGCCGCCGAAUGGGAUUCUUCGACAGAGGGAGAACAUGUGGAUUGGUAUUCGGAAUAUAUCGCCCGUCAUGGCCCCAUGUCGCUAUCAUGGGUGCAGCAACCUUUAUGUCCUAAUGGCGAAAGUCGACGGCGGCAGCCAUAUGAAGUCAAAGGCAUGGGACUACUCAAGGACUGGAGCUCGGCGAGGCAAAAUAAGAUCGUUGCACCUCUCGACGAUGGCAGUGUUUGUAUCUGGGACUUGAAUCACUCCCAUCAUGCUGCAUCUCCUUCAACAAAAGGCCGAGUUCUCGGUAUGAGUGAGCCUGGUGUUCUCAUGACCAAUCUUUCCGGCCGCAGAGAUCCCUCGCCGUCCAAAGCUUCCUUGGAAUUUAUCAAUCUCGGGGAGGGCGUCAGUAUAGAUUCGUUCCGACGACGCGCAUACCUUGCCAUCGGCAAUGUUCUCAAUGAAGUCGACCUAGAGACAUUAAAGGUGGUCUCGCAGCAGCGCUAUCCCUGGUCGAUAUUCGCACUCUCCCAGGAGACCGAUUAUUCGGUUCCACUAACGCUAGCAACCACGCUCAGUCUACAGAUCCACGACGCACGUUUAUCUGCAAUAGAAGAAGAAGAAGCGAUCAGCAUACGGUGUGAGAAGAACUCCACACCGUUAAUUCCGGAAUUGAAUAUAUUUGCUUAUCCAGACUCACCGUUAUUACAACUUCAACCAAACGGACAACCACCUACCCGCAUUCGGAGCCCACAGCCGACGGCGAAUGAGAAUUAUGCCCCUCUCUUCCAGCCCGGGCCUCUAUCUAUCCUACAUCCUCCGGCCCCUCAUGUGAACACUAUCCUUCUUGCGGGUCGCUUUCCCAGCAUUCUCUGCUAUGACCGCCGCUUCUUUCCCCGCCUUCAAAGCACAGUCCAUUCUGGUGGCCGAUUAUGUAGCCUGGCUUCCGCCCCCGAGCCUCGAUUCCCCGUGUUCUCGGACUCGACCUAUCCAGAGUCUCAUGCGGUUCUCGCCUGUGGCGAGUACAAUGGACGCGGCUCACUCGAACUGUACAGCUUAAACUCCUCGUCCCAAAACUCCAAUGGCAAUGUAUCCAAUGUGCAUUCAGAGUUGAGACCAGAAUAUAAGAACCGGCAAAGCGCGGCCAGCUCCAAGCUACUCUCAGUGGCCUCUCACGGAAACCGUCUUGUCUAUUCCGAUUCCGAGGGAAAUAUCAAAUGGGUUGAGCGAAAUGGUCGGUCGGAAGUUCGUCGAUGGAAUAUCAACACCUCGCAACCACAAAUUUCAUUCUCACGGCAUGAACAACCAUCAGCCACAACACAAUUGGCCAACGAUUUCAAACCUCGCGGCCUUUGGCCGAGUUCCAACCCCCAAAACAACAGUAGCGAGGUGGCUCGCAAGAUUCUUCCAACUGGAGGUAAUCUAACAGGCGAUGAGCUGCUCGUUUGGACCGGUGAACGGAUUGGCCGCCUCAAGUUCUCCAUACCCGGAGACCUUGAUGGAGAAGGACUAGUGGAGGAUGACUUGUUUAUGCAUGCAGAGGUCGACGAAGAAACCCGCAACGUAAUGCGACAAAAGCAUCGCGAUGAGUGGGAUAUGGAGCAGAGAUAUGAAAAUAUGAUGCGGCGGGCCCUUGAGCGACAGGCCGACGAAGUCCGAUGGAUGGGGACCGAUGGGAUGAGCUAG